CCGAGGGACACCGAUUAACCGAUCAUUUCCACGCAAGGUGCUUGUCUUACAGAAACUGAAAGAUGUCCGAUUAUCAUUGCCCAAGUUCCAGUGUUUUGCAGUCCCUCAAGGACAUGGCAAAUCAGUUAAGAAUCGAUAGUAUCAAUGCUACCAAUGCGAGCAAUUCGGGACAUCCAACAUCAUGUGCGUCUGCUGCAGAGAUAAUGUCUGUGUUGUUCUUUCAUACAAUGCGCUAUGACAUUAAAUUCCCGAGAGACCCCAGGAGUGAUCGGUUUGUCAUGUCGAAGGGACAUGCGGCCCCUAUUUUGUAUGCUGUAUGGGCCGAGGCAGGACUGUUCCCUGUGAAAGAUCUGCUGAACCUGAGGAAAAUGGAUGAUGAUCUUGAAGGUCACCCCACUCCUAGGUUGAACUUCAUUGAUGUAGCAACAGGAUCUCUAGGUCAAGGCCUUAGUUGUGCUGCCGGUAUGGCUUAUACAGGCAAAUACUUCGACAAGUCUGAUUAUCGUGUAUACUGCCUGGUUGGAGAUGGGGAGAGUGCUGAAGGCUCUAUCUGGGAAGCUUUGGCAUUUGCUAGCCAUUACGAGCUGGACAAUCUAGUGGCUAUAUUUGAUGUGAAUAGACUAGGGCAGAGUGACCCUGCUAUGUUACAGCAUAAAAUGGAUGUAUAUGAAGCUAGACUAAAGGCAUUUGGCUGGAAUACAUGUGUGGUGGAUGGCCAUGAUGUUGAGGUAUUGUGUAAAACUCUUCAUGAUGCUACAACCGUCAAAAGGAAACCUACCUGUAUUCUGGCAAAAACGUUCAAAGGAAAAGGAUGCCCAGAAAUGGAGGAUGUAAUGAAUUGGCAUGGCAAGCCACUUGGAGCCAAAGCUGAGACUGUUAUACAGACUAUACAGAGUAACAUGAAGAGCCCCCAGGGACCAUGGAAACUACAACCACAAGAAAUCACUGCUACUGUGCCAGAUAUAACCAUUUCCAACAUUAAACUUGCUGAGCCACCCAAUUAUAAGUUGGGGGAACAGGUUGCAACAAGGUUAGCUUAUGGUAUAGCUCUAGAGAAACUUGGGCGGAAUAAUUCAAGAGUUAUAGCAUUGGAUGGUGAUACCAAAAACUCCACAUUUUCUCAGAAGUUUAAGGAUGCCCAUCCAGAUCGCUACAUAGAAUGCUUUAUUGCCGAGCAGAAUCUUGUUGGUGUAGGAAUAGGUUGUGCUACCAGGGACAGAAAUGUUGUUUUCUGUAGUACGUUUGCAGCUUUCUUUACACGAGCAUUUGACCAGAUCAGGAUGGGAGCCAUUUCACAAACCAAUGUAAACUUUGCAGGAUCUCAUGCUGGUAUCUCCAUAGGUGAGGAUGGUCCGUCCCAGAUGGCACUAGAAGACCUGUCUAUGUUCAGAUCUGUGCCAGGAUCUACCGUGUUCUACCCCAGUGAUGCCGUGUCUGCCCAGAGAGCUGUUGAAUUGGCAGCUAACACAAAGGGAGUGUGUUUCAUUAGGACAAGUCGACCAAAUGUUCCUGUUAUAUACAGCAAUGAUGAAGUAUUUGAAGCUGGCAAAGCAAAGGUAGUGAAAAAAAGCGGCAGUGACCAGGUGACUGUGAUUGGAUGUUGUGUAACUCUAGUUGAAGCGAUGAAAGCAGCAGAUAAGUUAGCAGAAGAUGGUAUCAAUAUCAGAGUCAUAGAUCCAUUCACAUUAAAACCACUGGAUAAAGAUACCAUACUGGCUAAUGCAAAGGAAACUGGAGGCAAAAUAAUUACUGUGGAGGAUCAUUACGCAGAAGGAGGUCUUGGUGACAGUGUGGCUGGUGCCCUGAGUGAGGAGACAGGUAUCCGUAUAAAGAAGCUUGCAGUGAGGGAAGUACCUCGAAGUGGGAAACCGGCUGAACUUAUGGACAGAUACGGAAUCAGCGCCAGUUGUAUUGUUAAAGCCGUACAGAGUAUGAUGGUUAGCCAAACUAUUCAACAGCGUUAAUAUAUAAAAUACAGGACAUGCAAGGAAGAUAGACACAUGGACUACAUGUACAUAUAUCACCCUAAUAAAAACUUAAAAAAAAACAUUGAUAUUGGUAACCUUAAACACAUAUUAUUCUCAUUGAAUAGAGGUAUAUUUGUAUUUUGAAUUCCAUUUGUGCCAUUGUCGUUUGUGGCUGGAUUUAGUGUAUAUCGUUUUGAAAGAUGUUUUGUUUUCAGAUUUUGAUAUAAUGCUGUUUCAGGUGUGUUAUUCUUUUUUUAUUCCAUUUAUAGAUAUCUAAGCAGAUUCUUUUGUUAAAAAAAUGUUGGGGUACAUUUAAUUCUGUAACACGUGCAUGUUCAACAAUCUGGUUUCGCUAUCAUGUUUAUAGCCAUAAAGAAAGGUUUAUUCAGAUUUUGAUCAAACCUUGUAGCAGUAUAUGACUUUCAUUUUACUAACCUGCUCUAUUCCUGUUUGUUUCUGUAGUUUAAAGUAGAAAUUAGCUAAACUUUCAAAUGUAAACAUUAUUUUGAUUAUUACUUUUUUAGCUCAUCUGAUUUUUUGAAAAAAAAUGAUGAGUUAUUGUCAUCACUUGAGCGGUUGUCGGCGUCGGCGUUGCCUGGUUAAGUUUUAUGUUUAGGUCAGCUUUUCUCCUAAACUAUCAAAGCUAUUGCUUUGAAACUUGGAAUACUUGUUCACCAUCAUAAGCUGACCCUGUAUAGCAAGAAACAUAACUCCACCUUGCUUUUUGCAAGAUUUAUGGCCCCUUUUGUACUUAGAAAAUAUCAGACUUCUUGGUUAAGUUUUAUGUUUAGGUCAACUUUUCUCCUAAACUAUCAGAGCUAUUGCUUUGAAACUUGGAAUACUUGUUUACCAUCAUAAGCAGACCAUGUACAUCAAGAAACAUAACUCCAUCUUGCUUUUUGCAAGAAUUAUUGCCCCUUUUGGACUUAGAAAAUCAGUUUUCUUGGUUAAGUUUUAUGUUUAGGUCAGCUUUUAUCCUAAACUAUCAAAGCUUUUGCUUUAAAACUUGCAACACUUGUUCACCAUCAUAAGCUGACCCUGUACAUCAAGAAACAUAACUCCAUCCUGCUUUUUGCAAGAUUACUGGCCCCUUUUGGACUUAGAAAAUAUCAGAUUUCUUGGUUAAGUUUUAUGUUUAGGUGAACUUUUUCUCUUAAACUAUCAAAGCUAUUGCUUUGAAACUUGCAACACUUGUUCACCAUCAUAAGCUGACCCUGUACAGCAAGCAACAUAACUCCAUCCUGCUUUUUGCAAUAAUUAUUGCCCCUUUUGGACUUAGAAAAUAAUUUUCUUGGUUGAGUAUUAUGUUUUAGUAUACUUUUCUCAUAAACUAUCAAAGCUAUUGCUUUAAAACUUGCAACAGUUUUUCACCAUCAUAAGUGGACACUGUACAUCAAGAAACAUAACUCUAUCCUGCUUUUUGCAAGAAUGAUGGCCCUUUUUAGACUUAGAAAAUCAUGGGUAGGACAAUAUUUCUAUUAUACAAAAAAAAUCAGAUGAGCGUCAGCACCCGCAAGGCGGUGCUCUUGUUUAAAAUCUGAUACGUUUAGGAUCAUUUGCUUUGGAAUUCAAGCAUUGUCAUACAUAGUUAUUCAGCUCUUCAUGAAAUUUGGUAGUUAGCAUUAUUAAAAGUAUCAUUUAAUUUAGUGUUGCAACACAAAUUAUGUAUUUUCAAAACAAAUCAUUUCAGUGUGAUAAAUUAUGUUGUUAUAGUUUUAGACUAAACAGUCUAGUUGCAGAUGAAAUGUCAAAUAAAUGUAACCAUGGA
Mercenaria mercenaria is the source of this 3735-nucleotide messenger RNA. Its product is annotated as transketolase-like. The transcript has 12 exons. Gene Ontology annotation, molecular function: thiamine pyrophosphate binding; transketolase activity. The record is from RefSeq and is a predicted model, not a curated record. Lineage: Eukaryota; Metazoa; Mollusca; Bivalvia; Venerida; Veneridae. Bases 63 to 1964 code for a protein of 633 amino acids.